CGGAAGGAAGGUCUAGAAUUGUCUUAGUGUCACAGAAACAAAGCUGGCGAACUCUUCAAAACCAUCGUUGGCCUUCGUCAGUCCGUCACUUCGUUCCAAAUCUCGAAUCUUGUUCGUCAGAGACACCCGGGACUACGGCCAGCUUCCGUGAUUCUCCUUCACAUCACCGACAAUGUCUUUCGUUGCGAGUAGGGAACGACUAGAGUUCUUCCGAGAGCUAUCAAGAAACCCUUCGUACUCACAAGAAGGUAUCAGCGUGGAAUUCACCACCACGUUCGAAUUCAUCAAAAGUGUUGUCCCACCGACCUUUGAGACGGCCGACGAACCGACCGGUCUCAUAAGCAUAUCAACAUGGGAGAGCAAUGUAUGUGGAAGUUAUGAGCUCUCGUCUGUAUCCGUGCGCUGCAAGGUUGACGGCGAGACAGGGUACUACGUGCUCAAUUUGAUCGUGAGCGAGGAUGUCGCGAUAACCUGGGGCCGUGAGUCCUGGGGGGAAAUCAAGAAACAAGGGAAGCCAAGAUUGUUCCGUAGCGGGACUCGUCGUCGAGGAUACUGCGAGCGUCGUGGCGUCCGCUUGAUUGAGAUGGAAGCUGACUUCGACCGGGACCUUGCGUCGGAAACGAGUGAGUGGCUCAGCUUCGAGGUGAAGGCAUUCCCAGGUACUCUUGGGUCUCCGAGCCAGGGUCUGCACUGUGAUCCCAUAUUGAUCACGUUGCGGGUGGUUGAUCACAACGUCAAGCGUGCGACGGGCAAAGGAAGACUGGUGCUCAGAGGCACCAGGAGCGAUCCCUUGCAUACGAUUCCCGUCAAAUCUGUCGGAGAUUUUCAGUAUUCGAGCGGACCGUCAGAAUGGAGAUUGAAGAACGAGCGCUUCCUAUGUCCCGCCGAUGCAUAUUUACCGUACUUUGUUGGGCGCCAUUACGACGACGUGGCGGAUCCCAUGCUCGGACAAGCUUGUACUCUGGACAGAACCCAUCCUCAGCUUGCAUCUGACCCUGAGGUCUACAAAGUGCAGGAAUUGACUAGUACCUAGAUUUCUUGAAAGAC
This is a messenger RNA of Exophiala viscosa, 1047 nucleotides long. RefSeq names its product acetoacetate decarboxylase-domain-containing protein. The record is from RefSeq and is a predicted model, not a curated record. The transcript has a single exon. Gene Ontology annotation, molecular function: lyase activity. NCBI's taxonomy places the organism in Eukaryota, Fungi, Ascomycota, Eurotiomycetes, Chaetothyriales, Herpotrichiellaceae. The coding region runs from base 173 to 1033 and encodes 286 amino acids.